AUGCUUCUCGACUUCAACCCCUCCAACUCUUUACGCAAAGACGAGACUGUCCGGGCCUGCACCGCAAGCUUUGCAGUUGGCACAAGCAACGUCACCGGCAACAAUACGGCCCAAGGCCCGUCUUGCCUGCCUAAAUGCAGCUUGACCAAGGUUCAAGAGUCGCUGCAGCUAGCUUUCAAUGUGUCUAACACACCAGCUGAGUUGAAGGACUUUGUAGCCGCUUCAGAACAGCUCGCCUCCUCCUUUUCUCGGGAGUCAAACAGCACCGAUAUAACCUCCUUCGCAUACUCUAAUACGGUCGUUCUCGGUCUCUUCGCGGGAUCGGGCGUCCGCGACAUCCCGUCAUCAGUGCUGCGUCAGUUCAUAAGGAAGAUCAAGUCGGCUGGUUUCUCUAACAGCGUCGUUGCACAACUGUGUACGAAAGACGGCCGCAGUUCCCGAUACAGCUUUGGAAUUGCUGUGAGCGGAGAUCGCGAUCUGAAGUUUGUACAGGAUGCCGUAGCUACCUGGGCAUCUGGCGAGUGUAUCACUUCUUUCGAUAAGAUGGAAGAAUGGCAAGACAUCACCUUGUCGGUCCCGAGUAUCUCCAACAACAGCACUGCUAGCUUUGGCAAUGGUACCCGUGCCGACAGCACUGCUGACACCAUCUCGUCGACGUCUGGCAAGUUGAACAUGCUUCAUCGACGAGCUGAAUGUUCAACUGUUCAGGUUGUGUCCGGAGAUAGCUGCGCAAGCUUGGCGGCGGAGUGCGGCAUAUCCGCCAGCGACUUCACCACGUACAACCCGGACUCGACGUUGUGCUCGUCUCUGCAAGUGGGACAGCACGUCUGCUGCUCAGCGGGAGAUCUCCCCGACUUCCGUCCGCAGCCCAACUCAGACGGGACAUGCUUCUCUUAUUACGUCGUGCCCGGCGACAGCUGCUCUUCCUUGGGAGCAGCCAACAGUCUAACCAAUGAUGAGAUUGAAAGCUUCAACACCCAGACUUGGGGCUGGCAGGGAUGCUCGAACGUGCAAGCAUACCAGUACAUCUGCCUCAGUACUGGUGCACCUCCGAUGCCAGCUCCCAUUACUAACGCCGUGUGUGGCCCCCAGAAGCCCGGAACUACUCAGCCGGGAGCGGGUGUCGAACUAGCCAGUCUGAAUCCUUGCCCCCUGAAUGCCUGUUGUAACAAACACGGCCAAUGUGGUAUCAACAAGGACUUCUGUACCAUCUCUGAGUCAGAGACUGGCGCCCCGGGAACCUCGGCUGAGGGCGAGAAUGGCUGCAUCUCCAACUGUGGAACUGAGAUCGUCGUUGGAUCAGCUCCGGCCGAAGCCAUCAGCAUCGGCUACUUUGAAGCCUACAACUUGGACCGCCCGUGCUUGAACAUGAAGAUCACUGCGAUGGAUGUGACCCCGUACACGCACAUCCAUUUGGCAUUCGGCGUCGUCACGACCGGCACAUAUGCCAUCGACGUCAGCCAUAUCCAGGAACAGUGGGAGUUGUUCCAGCAAAUGUCUGGCUUCAAAAAGAUUCUUUCUCUCGGCGGCUGGGCUUUCUCAGCCGAGCCAGCGACGUAUUUCAUUUUCCGGGACGCCGUCAACCCCGCCAACCAGGACACCUUUGUUGCCAACAUCGUUGCGUUCGUACAAGAUAAUGGCCUGGACGGUAUUGACAUCGACUGGGAAUAUCCCGCUGCCCCCGAUAUCCCCGAUAUUCCAGCCGGCACAGCUGAAGAUGCCGCCAACUAUUUGACCUUCUUCACUAAGCUGAGGGCAGCGAUGCCUUCCGACAAGUCCGUGUCCUUCUGCGCGCCCGCUUCUUUCUGGUACCUCAAGGGCUACCAGAUUGGAGAAAUGGCAGAUCUGGCAGACUACAUCGUCUACAUGACGUAUGAUCUUCAUGGCCAGUGGGACUACUCCAACCAGUACGCAAUCGACGGCUGCCCAGAGGGCAACUGCCUACGUUCUCACACGAACAUUACCGAGACUCUCCUCGCUCUGUCCAUGAUCACCAAGGCCGGUGUACCAUCCAACAAGCUCGCAGUCGGCGUCUCGAGCUACGGCCGAUCGUUUCAGAUGACAACACCCGGCUGCACCGGUCCCAUGUGCACAUACACAGGCGGAGGCUCGGGGGCUUAUCCAGGACCAUGCACCAACACCGCAGGUUACAUCGCCAACGCCGAGAUAAAUUCCAUCCUGGCGGGAACCGGAACCUGGAUGACGUCGUCAGGAGCUCUACAGUCGAUCGAGUCGUACGAGUCGUACUUUGACGAAGACAGCCAGUCAAACAUUGCCGUAUACGACUCAACACAAUGGGUCGCUCACAUGGAUGAUGACCUGAAGGCAGAUCGAAAGGCUCUCUAUGAGAGUCUCAACUUUGCGGGAAUCAUCGACUGGGCAAUCGAUUUGCAAGGCUUCGGCGGCGACAGCAUCGAUUACGGCUCCUCUUCGAACAUUGUUUAUCCCCCGCCUAGCAUCUGGAACUCUGACGAUCCGUUGGUAGGCUGCGAGCCUCCGUGCAUCGUUGUCUUCCCUCCAUACCCGCUUAGUGCCACUCAUACCGUUACGAGCUGGCCAGCUUUGACAACAACUCUCUUGUCCUCUGGAGCCGGCGGUGUGUACGUCGUGACAACAACGCUCCCUGUCCCGUCCUUCACCAUGACCGACGUCAGCCUCCAACCCCUGACACUGCAAUCGACAGACACAGCGCACUACCAGAUCAACCCCGUACAAAGCAUUACCCCGUCACCUUUCGUGUAUACACUUCCUCCAAAUCACGCCACCUUUCCCGUCAGCUCCCCAACACCGGCAACUUCCUCCGAUACGGAUGUGCCCUUGAUCAUCAUCCCCCCGGUCACAUUCUUUUCGACAUCUGUGCCCGUGACUAUCCAGCCUCAGCCGACCUACUCGGUAGACUACCCCGACCCAACGGUCCCUAUCCCGCCCGUUGCUGUCACGCCCACGCCGACCUCUUCUUCCACAGGUUGUACUGGAUCCGGCUGUGGGACACGGGACUGCGGCAUUUUCGGCUGUGACGGCGGCUGUGGACUGUUUGGCUGCGAUGGUGGCUGCGGAAUCUUUGGCUGCGGCGGAGGCUGCGGCGUCUUCGGUUGCGUGUCUACUUGUCCUCUGCUGUCGUGCGGUGGCGUAGGCUGUCUAAUUCCCGGCGGGUGCGGAAACACGCAAGGUACCGACGGCGGCGACAGCAGUGAGAACUGUGAGGAACCUGUGACGGCAUCGGCCUGCACUUAUCUCGUUACUAGCUAUAGUGCUUGGUACAUGGAGUCUUCUACGCGGACAACUGAGGCAAACCAGCUGCGUGACGAGUACUGCUUGUAA
Messenger RNA from Colletotrichum godetiae, 3321 nucleotides. RefSeq lists its product as uncharacterized. Gene Ontology annotation, biological process: carbohydrate metabolic process. Gene Ontology annotation, molecular function: chitin binding; hydrolase activity, hydrolyzing O-glycosyl compounds. Bases 1 to 3321 code for a protein of 1106 amino acids. Lineage: Eukaryota; Fungi; Ascomycota; Sordariomycetes; Glomerellales; Glomerellaceae. The record is from RefSeq and is a predicted model, not a curated record. The transcript is spliced from 5 exons.